Talaromyces amestolkiae is the source of this 3684-nucleotide messenger RNA. RefSeq lists its product as uncharacterized. Gene Ontology annotation, molecular function: DNA-directed RNA polymerase activity; ribonucleoside binding; DNA binding. The coding region runs from base 1 to 3684 and encodes 1227 amino acids. The transcript is spliced from 5 exons. Gene Ontology annotation, biological process: DNA-templated transcription. The record is from RefSeq and is a predicted model, not a curated record. Gene Ontology annotation, cellular component: RNA polymerase I complex; nucleus. NCBI's taxonomy places the organism in Eukaryota, Fungi, Ascomycota, Eurotiomycetes, Eurotiales, Trichocomaceae.
AUGGCUCCUGCGCCUACCGACACAGAAUGGACCGUAGGGUUCGAUACCCUUCGGCGAGAAAACCUUUUCAAGAAUCCGCCAAAAGAUAAAUCCCCUUAUCCCAUGCUACAGGCGGCCAUCCGACCUCACGUCGAUUCAUUCAAUGCGCUUUUCGGAGAAAGCAAGAUCAUGGAGGAGGCUCUGGCGGAUAUGGGAACCAAGACGUUCUUGGAUGGCGAUGUUGAGACUCCAGAACAGCGAAAAUUACGAAAGGCUCGAGGUGGCGCACCUCCACAACGCAACAGUCUUAAUUUGCGCAUCACGGAGCUGUUCCUUGACAAGGCCGUGCUGCCGCCAACCAACAAAUUCAUCCCUCAGAACGACAUGCCACAUAUCGAGGACGAUUGCGCGCAAGGCUUCAAUACCAAGUCAAUAAUGGAGAAUGGCGCGAGUCCGUACGAGAAUUGGGUCAGCCCCCAGGAACUCGUUGAUCAUAAAGAAGAGUCCGAAGAAUUGGGUGGUUAUUUCGUUGUCAAUGGAAACGAGAAGCUUAUCCGAAUGUUGAUCAUGCCCAAGCGCAACUUCCCUAUGGCCAUCAAUCGACCUUCCUUUCAAAAACGUGGUGCCGGUUUUACCAGCUUUGGUGUGCAGAUUCGAUCCGCUCGACCCGAUCAAACUACACAGACCAACGUCCUUCAUUAUCUGUCCGAUGGAAAUGUCACAUUCCGGUUCUCAUGGCGAAAGCAAGAAUAUCUUGUACCUGUCAUGCUGAUUUUGAAGGCGCUUGUCGAGACCAAUGAUCGCGAAAUCUUUGAAGGCAUUGUCGGCAAUGCCUCAUCAAAAGGAUCUGCCAACACUUUCGUCACCGACCGAGUUGAACUGCUGCUUAGAACAUUCCAUGGUUACAACCUCUAUUCUCAAGCAGAUGCCAGGCGUUACCUUGGCAGCAAGUUUCGACCUGUCAUAUUUGCACCAGCUACGUGGUCGAACGAGGAGGCUGGUGCUGAGUUUCUACGCAAAAUUGUGUUACCACACCUUGGCAACCAAAACGUGACGGCCACACAAGACUACGACAAAUUUAAACUGAUUCUUUUCAUGAUCCGAAAGCUCUACGCCUUUGUUGCUGGCGACUGUGCCGCGGACAAUCCUGAUGCUGUUUCUAAUCAGGAGGUCAUGCUUGGUGGUUACGUUUACGGCAUGUUGUUGAAAGAAAGGCUUGAAGAAUGGUUGUUGAGUUUUGGCAGACUCCUUAGGGACUGGUCAUACAAGGGCGGCAACCUCAAAUUUACGGAUCCUUCCUUCGAAAAGGACUUCAUUUCCAAGGUUAUCAAACGCACAAAUGAGAACUUAGGUGGAGCUUUGGAGUAUUUCUUGUCGACGGGUAAUUUGGUCAGUCCAACUGGAUUGGAUAUGCAACAAGCCACUGGUUUCACUGUUGUUGCUGAAAAGAUUAACUUCUAUCGAUUUAUUGCUCACUUCCGCAUGGUCCACAGAGGUACCUUCUUUGCUCAACUCAAGACCACGACAGUGCGUAAGCUGUUGCCCGAAAGUUGGGGGUUUAUGUGUCCUGUCCAUACUCCUGAUGGCUCUCCUUGUGGAUUACUCAAUCAUUUGGCUCACAAGUGUCUUAUUUCGACGAACGACUUGGACGUUGCGCAUAUUCCCCGUGUCUUGGCGCAAUUGGGCAUCAAGACCGAAUCAUCGGCUGAGGUUACUGAGUCUGUCUGUAUACAAUUGAACGGACGUAUUAUCGGUUACUGCUCACCAAAGCAGGCUAAGAUGAUUCACGACACCCUACGGUUCUGGAAGGUCGAGGGUACGCACGAUAUUCCCAAAGAACUUGAGAUUGGCUACAUCCCGAACAUGAACGGUGGCCAGUACCCCGGUAUUUACAUGUCCUCACAACCAGCACGAAUGUACCGCCCUGUUAAAUAUUUGGCACUCGACAAACUCGACUAUGUGGGGCCUUUUGAGCAGCCGUUUAUGGAAAUUGCUUGUUUGGAGGAGGACAUUCGUUCCGGCCUCUCAACACACAUCGAGUUCACACCAACCAACAUGUUUUCAAUUAUUGCUAACAUGACACCAUUCUCUGAUAACAAUCAGUCGCCCCGUAAUAUGUACCAGUGCCAGAUGAGUAAGCAGACUAUGGGUACUCCGGGAACCUCAAUCGCCUACCGCACCGACAACAAGUUGUACCGACUCCAGACCGGUCAGACACCAAUCGUUCGAUCACCAUUAUACAACGCCUAUGGCUUGGAUAACUUUCCUAACGGGGCAAAUGCUAUAGUCGCCAUAGUCAGCUAUAGUGCUUUUGAUAUGGACGAUGCUAUGAUCAUCAACAAGUCCUCGCAUGAGCGUGGAUUUGGACAUGGAACGAUUUACAAGACUAAAUUCUACAAUCUAGACGACAAGGAUUCGCGACGAAACAAGUCUAAACGCGAGAUCAGCAAGCUUUUCGGAUUUGCUCCAGGCGCCGAAAUCAAGGCUGAAUGGCGCACCACACUCGACGAGGAUGGUCUGCCUCACCCUGGUGUCAAGAUCAAGGAAGGUAGCUAUGUUGCAGCUUGGUAUAGCGUCCGAUACGAUGCCGGUAGUGACUCGUAUGUAAACGUUGACGGACAAACUCAUUUCCUCAAAUACAAAGAUGCAGAAGAAGGAUACAUCGACACCGUCCGUCUUGUUGGAAAUGAGAACGGAAACGAGCCACUACAAGCGAUUAGUGUCAAGUUCCGUCUCCCGCGUAAACCCAUUGUGGGUGACAAAUUCUCGUCCCGACACGGCCAAAAGGGAGUAUGUAGCCAGCUGUGGCCUGCGAUCGAUAUGCCUUUCUCCGAGAGCGGUAUCAUGCCUGAUUUGAUCAUCAACCCUCACGCUUUUCCUUCUCGUAUGACAAUCGCCCAAAUCAUCGAAUCCAUGGCCGGCAAAGCCGGCGCUCUUCACGGUCACCCGGUAGACUGCACACCCUUCCAAUUCAACGAAGAAAACACCGCAGCCGACUACUUUGGCCACCAACUCCGCAAAUCAGGCUACAACUACCACGGCAAUGAACCCAUGUAUUCCGGAGUAACUGGCACAGAGUUUGCCGCCGACAUUUACCUCGGUGUCGUCCACUACCAACGUCUCCGACACAUGGUUAACGAUAAAUUCCAAGUCCGUACCACUGGCCCCGUGAACAGCGUCACCGGACAGCCGGUCAAGGGUCGUUCGAAGGGUGGCGGUAUCCGUGUCGGAGAGAUGGAGCGUGAUUCCUUGCUGGCGCACGGUUGCGCGUUCUUGCUGCAGGAUCGAUUGAUGAACUGCUCUGAUUCUACGCGUGCCUGGAUCUGUCGUGACUGCGGCUCAUUCUUGUCUACUCAGGUUGCCGUUUCCUCCACUGGUUCGUCCGCUUUGACUGCCGGAGCAAGCAAAGCCGCUCUUGCAGCAGCUGCAAAGGCUACACCAAACAACCAAGUCAUCACAUCCAAUACUUCGCGCAUAAGUUCCGUGAACGCUCUCGGCGGCACAAACGGUAUCGUGCGAUGCCGUCGUUGCGCACGCGAAGCUGUCUUCGACGAUUCGCGCGCCAUGAUCUGGGAGGAUGGCGAUGGCAACCGCUUCGUUGGUGGUGACAAUGUUACCGUUGUCGUUGUGCCGGGCGUGUUGAGGUAUUUGGACGUCGAGUUGGCGGCUAUGGGUAUCCGUCUGAAGUUCAAGGUUGAUCACUAG